Lactuca saligna is the source of this 2058-nucleotide messenger RNA. NCBI's taxonomy places the organism in Eukaryota, Viridiplantae, Streptophyta, Magnoliopsida, Asterales, Asteraceae. The record is from the annotation of a GenBank genome assembly.
AUGGUUAAGGGAUUCAAUUCUUCUAAGAACACGGUGGUUGGGUUGUCUUCUUCAUCCCCUGUAAUUCAAGUGAACAUGGAAAAGAACGCUAUAACUGGUACUGGGUCGAACAUUGGAUCGUUAAUUGGAAUGAAAAUGCACAAGGGCAUGGUGAUUGAUGAGCCGAAUGCUUCCAAGGAUUCCAAUUCUUCGCAGAUUAUGGAAAAUAAUUUGUCUUCUCCAGCGUUGGGAUCGACAGUUGCUAAUAAAGAUGUCAAGGGUAUUUUGGGAAAGUCCCCAUUAUCGCAAGCUGCACCUGUUAUUUCAGGUACCAAAUUAGUCUCUGAAGAUAAUCUUAUUAAUCCAAUUAGUAGUCCUAUUAAUUGUAUUGAUGAAGAUAUGAAAGAAUCACUGAAUGAGAAUGGAAAUUUGGAAGCUGAUACUGGUAAUGAUAUGAAGAAGGAACAGGGAACGAACUUCUUGAGCAUGGAUUUUACCAAACCUGUUGCAUCCCCUGCAGCUAAGUUAGUAAGUGAUUAUAAUAAAAAAUCUUAUGCUCGUAUGGUUGAACCAACAAAUAUUGCUGUGGAUCUUAACAUCAAAGUAAUUCCAAAAGAGGAUGGAAAGCCUAAAGGGAAAGUAGAGUUGCCUUAUGCUGAUUUAAUGCUGGGUGGAGCUCCUUAUCAUGCUACAUUGUAUGGGUUUUUUGUGGGGAAAAAACUUGCGUUUCCAACUGUUAAUCAUUUUUCUUUUAAGAUGUGGAAGAUAUUUGGGCUGAAAGAUGUAAUGGUUAAUGAUGAAGGAUUCUUUUUCUUUAAAUUUGAUUCUAAGGAAGGAAUGAUGAAUGUGCUGGAGGGAGGUCCAUGGCUGAUUAACAAUGUGCCGAUGUUUGUACAAAGAUGGAGGCCAGGUCUUGUUUUGAGUAAACCACAAAUCAACUCAGUUCCUGUUUGGGUUAAAGUGUUUAAUGUUCCAUUGGAAUAUUGGAACAGCAAAGGAAUUACUUUGAUUGCUAAUGAGAUUGGGAAACCAAUUGCCAUGGAUAAAAUAACUCAAAAAAUGUGUAAUGAACAUUGGGGAAGACCAGCAUUCAUGAGAUUUCUUGUGGAAAUGUCAGCAGAAGCAGAUUGGAUGAAAGAGUUAAGUGUGGUCUCAAUUGAUUUUGGGACAGGAGAAAAAGUUGAAUCAAAGUGUAGGGUAGAGUAUGCGUGGAGACCCGAUGUUUGUAAUCACUGCAAAAUAUAUGGGCAUAAAGAUAGCAAUUGUGGAAUUCUUAAUGGGGAAAAAAAUGAUAAUGGUGUUGAUGUUGCUGUAAACAGAGAAGAGGAUGGGAAAAAAGAUAAAGUUGAUGAUGAUGGGUUCAUUUUAGUCACAAAGAAAAGCAACAAAGGGCAGAAGUUCAACAAUAAAGGUGUGAUUAUUAAUGAAGAAGGGAAAGUGGAUUUAAUUAAGUCCUUGGAGAAAAACUCGAAACCUGUUAGUGAAGGAGAUAAAGGUGGCAGCAAUGAAGGAAAGUCUAUAGAGGAGGGUGAGCAAAGGAAAAAUAAUAACAAACAAAUUGAAGGAAAAGAAAAGCAAAAAGACGAUAAGAAAGAAGAACAAAACAGAAAAGGGGCUGAAGGUAGAAAUAAUGGGGGAAAUUAUUCGAAAUUUGCAGUGGGCAAUCUCAAAAAAGAUGGGAAGGAGAAAGGGGUAUUUCAGUCAAAAGAGGAUAAAAAUGGGAAAGUGAAUGGUACAGGGGUGUUUAUCCCAAAAGAAAAAAUGGGGAUAAGAGUUAAAAAUGUUAUUGAAAAUUUUAAUGCUAAAAAAGAUGGAAUGCAGGGGAAAAAAGAAGAAAAUCAAAAAAAGGUGUAUGUUCCUAAAAAGCAGGUGGAUUUAAAAGUUAGUUAUAAAUUUGACAAAUCAGGUUCUACUUCAGGAAAAGAUAAUCAAGAUGAGAUAUUAUCACAAAACCCCUUUGAUGUGCUUGCUGAUUUGGGAUUAAGGGAUAUGUCUUACUUAGAUGAAAUUGAUCAGGAGAUGAUUUUAACUGGAGGUGGCCAGGAGAUGAACACCGAAAAUUCAAAUGUUGAUCAAUGA